Messenger RNA from Ramularia collo-cygni, 855 nucleotides. RefSeq names its product related to estradiol 17 beta-dehydrogenase. Gene Ontology annotation, molecular function: acylglycerone-phosphate reductase (NADP+) activity; triacylglycerol lipase activity. Lineage: Eukaryota; Fungi; Ascomycota; Dothideomycetes; Mycosphaerellales; Mycosphaerellaceae. The transcript has a single exon. Bases 1 to 855 code for a protein of 284 amino acids. Gene Ontology annotation, cellular component: lipid droplet; endoplasmic reticulum. Gene Ontology annotation, biological process: triglyceride catabolic process; phosphatidic acid biosynthetic process. The record is from RefSeq and is a predicted model, not a curated record.
AUGUCCCCAUCAAAGAGAACCAUACUCAUCACAGGCUGCUCCGAUGGCGGUAUGGGAGCAGCACUCGCUGCUGAAUUCCACAGAUCUGGACUCCAUGUCAUCGCGACUGCGCGGAAAAUCUCGUCCAUGUCCAGCCUGGCAUCUCUAGAUGGCAUCGAAAUACUUCCUCUCGACAUCACCUCCAAGGAUUCAAUCCAGAACAUACUCUCAAAAGUCGACAAGCUUGACAUUCUCCUCAACAAUGCCGGCGCAGCAUUCAACAUGCCCAUCUCGGACGUCUCCAUAGACGAAGCGAAAGACCUCUUCGACAUCAACGUGUGGGGCCACUUGGCCAUCACACAAGCCUUCUUACCACUCCUCAGGAAAUCUCCAAAAGCCAUGAUAGUCAACCACACUUCUAUUGGAGCAUCGUUGAUUAUUCCAUUUCAAGCAGUCUACAAUGCCUCCAAAGCAGCAAUGUCAACUUUCACCCAAACACUGCGAAUCGAAUUGCAGCCUUUCGACAUUGCAGUGGUGGAAUUGAAGACCGGAGGAGUGAAGACGAACGUCAUUAAGAAUAACCGGACGAAAGGCGCCUCUUUGCCGGAGAGUUCUAUCUAUGCGCCUGCGAAAGAUGCCGCCGAAGACCUGGCGAGUGGUCAAUGGGCCGAGGAGCAUCUGAAUAUGAAGCCAGAGGAUUGGGCUAGAGCUGUCACAGUGGAGUUGCUUAAAGGAAACCCUCCACCCGUAAUUUCCAAGGGUGAUUCAGUAUGGACGGCGUGGAUCGGGAACUUCAUUCCAUAUGGAUGGCUUGAUGCAACUACGAAGAAGUUGACUGGAUUGGCGAAGGUUGAGGAACUCAUACGCAGGGCUUGA